CAUGACUUCCUUUUAACUUGGCUUAAUAGACCUACUUUAUCAGGAAUUAUUUUUCAUCAACUGAAGAAUUGCGUCGUAAUACAUCGUACUAUGUACUCGUGAUAACAAUUAGAAAUAUCUACGUUUGCUAUUUUUCAACACAAGUCAAAUAUUUGGUCAUCAGUGACGUCAUAAUAUUCUACAUGAUUGUGAUUAAACUUAUCUUUCUUCCCUCCGUUUCAUUAGGUCUUUUGCAUCUUCAUCUACAACAGGCCAAUGCCAGAUAAAUUAUUAUUGAUAACGUCUGGAACAAUAAAAGUUACGAAGCUCAUAUUGCGGGUAUGAUUAAACGUGAAAAAUUAUCUGAACGAAGCAGUCGGAUCAAAAACUAUCUACGCAAACUCAUCCUAUUAUUUGGAAAUUGGAAAAUCUCAGUGUCUUUAGAAAUGGCAUGUAAAUAUAAUCAUAUAAUAUACUUAAGUCUACUACUCAUGUCAAUGUUUGUCGACUCAACAGCGAAUAGCACUUUGGUUCUGGGUGGAAUGUUUCCAGUCCACAGCAGCAAUGAUAACGGGCAAGAGUGUGGACAAUUACGGGAAAGUGGAAUACAACGCCUGGAAGCAAUGUUUUUUGCUAUCGAUCAGAUCAAUGCAAAUCAAACCAUUUUGCCUGGAGUCAUCAUUGAAGCGGAGAUGUACGACACGUGUCGACUGGAGACCCACGCUCUUGAGCAGACGGUAGAAAUGUUUAGUAGCAAAGACUUGCACAGUCAAGAGGGAAGCACGUUAUAUGUGUGUCCUGACGGUUCCUUUCCAACGUUUAAUGAAGAUCACCAUGAACAAGCCAUUGGUAUCGUUGGAGCGUCCAGUAGCUCGGUGUCACAGGCUAUUGCAAGUAUUUUACGUGUUUUUAAGGUUCCACAAAUAAGUUAUGCGUCAACUAGUCCUGAAUUGAGUGACAAAACGCGUUAUGACUACUUUCUUAGAGUAGUUCCGACAGACACAUUCCAAGUACAGGCUAUUGUUGACGUCAUCAAACAACUAAACUGGAGUUACGUAUCAACGGUCGCGUCUUCUGGUAACUAUGGUAAAAGUGGCGUCGACGAAUUUAUUUAUCAGACACGCAGUCAAGGAAUAUGUGUUAGUCGUUCUGAGGUCAUUGAAACGCAGACAAAAGAAACAUACAAUCGAAUUGUAAAAUACCUGGCGGAAGACGAGAAAGCACGCGUUGUAAUAGCGUUCGUUAUGGAGGACGAUGUCGCCGGCCUUCUACGAGCCGCCAUUCGUAAUAAUCUGGAGGAUCAUUUUAUCUGGAUCGGAAGCGAUGGCUGGGGUACCAAAUCGUUCAUAUUAGAUGGACUAGAACACGUGGCUGUGGAUGCUAUUACAUUGGUACCUGGGAGGUUUGACGUGGAAGGUUUUGAUGACUACUUUACGUCACUCGAUCCGGACAACAACAAACGCAAUAUUUGGUUUCAAGAAUAUUGGCAAACAGUAAAUGUUUCGACAAAAUCGGCCCAUGUACAAGAAGAUAAAGUGGCGUUUGUUGUCGAUUCAGUGUACGCAUUUGCGUAUGCGUUACAAGACAUGAUGAACGUGUUACAGUUAAACGCAAUGUCAUUGAAUGAUGCAGCAGCUGAUGGCGAACGUUUGUUGAAAUUCAUCAAGAACGUAACAUUUAAAGGUAAAGGAUCUGAUUUCAUAAAGUUCAACCAGGAUGGUGAUAGGCUUGGGGCGUAUCAGAUAUUUCAAUACCAAUAUAAUAGAUUGAAUGGAAACUACACCUACGUUGAAGUGGGAAACUGGAAGAAUGACCAACUAAAUCUGCAAACAUCUGUCCUUCGUUGGAAACAAGGUGUCCAACCAAAUUCAGUAUGUGCUGAACCAUGCGCGGAUGGGGAGAUUCGCAAGAGUGAGGGUGGUGUAUUUUGUUGCUGGGUUUGCAGUCCCUGUCCUACAAACUCAUUUCGUGAGAAUGAAACGGAGUGCGUUGUGUGCGACCAGGGAUACAAACCAGAUCUCAAGAUGAGUAGAUGUAUGAAGAUUGAAGCGGAAUAUCUAAAGUUGUCUGAAUCAGGUGCUAUCUUUUCAGUUAUUGCAGCCUCAAUUGGACUAGUUCUGACAUGUUUAACUACCGCAGUGUUUAUAUAUUUCAACGCUACACCAGUAGUGCGGGCGUCAGGAAGAGAGCUCAGUUAUAUUCUCUUAGGUGGAAUUUUAUAUUGCUACAUGGUCCCGUUCUUUAUAUUAUCCCGACCCACAUUAUUUACGUGCGGUUUUAUUCGCUUCAGUCUCGCACUCUGCACCGUUAUUUGCUACUCGGCACUUUUAACCAAGACCAAUCGUAUUGCUCGUAUCUUCAACAAUAGUGUUCGAAGCGCCAAACGUCCUCGGUACACGAGUCCCCAGUCGCAAGUAAUGAUUUGCAGUCUACUGAUAUCUAUUCAAGUUAUAUGUGCUUUGAUUUGGUUGGUCGCAGAUCCACCGCAGGCCAUUGAGGAUUUUCCAAAUAUUGAAACGGUUGUUCUGCAGUGCGCAGUCUCAGAUCACGCCAUACUUGUAUCAUUGUUGUAUAACUUUAUGCUCAUUAUUCUGUGCACUAUCUAUGCCUUCAAAACUAGGAAGAUUCCAUCAAAUUUUAAUGAAGCGAAGUUUAUUGCAUUUGCAAUGUACGCUACAUGCCUGUUGUGGAUAGCAUUUAUUACAGUUUACCUGGGAACUUCAGAGUUAAACUAUCAGAUUCAAGAUGUAAUGAUGAGUUUAGUUGUAAUACUGAGUGCCUCUUCACUCCUCUUUUGUCUUUUCUGCCCCAAAAUUUACAUCAUACUCCUAGAACCUGAAAAGAACGUGCGAUCUUUGGGAAAUUCUGGUACGCAAAAACCGCCUACGUCACUAGCUGCUGGACACUCGGAAAAUUUAGCGGCUUCCGCUGUUAGCGUAAUAUCGUUCUCCCAUUACACAGCCGACGUAAAUGGAACUCACGAUACGACAAGAAACAACGGCGAAUCAACAAAACUAUGAAGACGCCAACUAUCGAUUCAAAAAUGUUACUACAAUCAACAGCAUUAUCGUGUGGUGUGGACUGUUUUUCGUCUAUUUACUUACCUACCGUAUGCUUUCUGUUCGUGGACUUACCGAAUUACUAGCGAGCUAUGGCUUUGCGCGACGACGUAGAGCUAGAACGGAUUCACUCAUGCGUGACCGCCCUACGUUCUUCGCACAACGUAGAUUUGGGCCAAAUUGAGUCCUAGAAUUCAAGCGACAUUCUCGCAAUAUGCGCAGAUAACUUCAAAGGUCUGCAGUCGUCGUGCAAUAGAAAGCUCCCUAAUAGCUGCUAAAAGCACCUUAGCAGUUUCAAACUUCAGGAAGUAAUGUUGAAAAUCUCUUAUAUCUAUAUGCAAGAUAUAAUGAGGAUUAAAGUAUUUAUGAUUGAAAAAAUGGAAUGGCGGUAUAACUGUGUAUACUGUACAAACGUAAAAUAGCACGAUUUGCGAAGAUGAUCACUUUAGUAUGUUUAAAGAAGUCAAUCUUACAUUAAUAUUCUAAAAAUAUUAAGGUGAACACUAACAACAAAUUAUAAAAUUUAUCCUUUUACUCCAUUUUAGUAGCCAGGCUUUUACUUUGACUUUUGCGUAAUAACAUUCUUAGUAAUAAUUCCAUCCAGAUUCAAGCUAGUGAUAUUUCGCAUACGUGCGCAUUUGUUGUGAGCCUGUGAGCCUGUGAA
Molecule: messenger RNA, 3702 nt
Organism: Anneissia japonica
Lineage: Eukaryota; Metazoa; Echinodermata; Crinoidea; Comatulida; Comatulidae
Product: metabotropic glutamate receptor 4-like
Exons: 9
Coding region: 321-2999 (892 amino acids)
Biological process (GO): G protein-coupled glutamate receptor signaling pathway; regulation of synaptic transmission, glutamatergic
Cellular component (GO): membrane
Molecular function (GO): adenylate cyclase inhibiting G protein-coupled glutamate receptor activity
Source: RefSeq, a predicted model, not a curated record